Sinocyclocheilus grahami is the source of this 3850-nucleotide messenger RNA. Its product is annotated as protein FAM135A-like. The transcript is spliced from 16 exons. Lineage: Eukaryota; Metazoa; Chordata; Actinopteri; Cypriniformes; Cyprinidae. Gene Ontology annotation, biological process: lipid metabolic process. The coding region runs from base 1 to 3435 and encodes 1144 amino acids. The record is from RefSeq and is a predicted model, not a curated record.
AUGUCGGGCAAAACCUUCCUGGUAUCGGAUCAGUGCCUACAGCACGCCUUCAGCCUGCACCAGAACAUGUGUGCCAGCUUGCUGCGGGCAUAUCAGGGCCUGUUCUGCUAUUUAACCUCCCUGACCAAGAAUCUUCCCGCAUCCCAGCGCAUAGAGCUAGCCAAGCCCAGCAUGCAGGUCCUUUAUGAACGAGUUCUCAGAAGACCUUACCCUCCAGGCCAAAGGCACGUCUACAUAGAGGAACUUGAUGUGGAGGCCCGACUUAAUGAGCUUUGUGAACAAGUCAAGCAGAGGGCAGAGAGCCCAGAUGAGUUGGCUGAACUGGUGAACAUGAAUUUGGCACAGCUGUGCUCUCUGCUCAUGGCAUUGUGGGGGAAUUUCCUGGAAGUGGUGUCCCUAAAUGAGCGGGUCUCUGCGCUGUUGGCCCAGGAGCACCAUACACUACGGGUGCAAAGAUUUGCAGAAGCUUUCUUUUGUCUUGAACACCCAAGACAGAGUGCACUGGCUUACCAGGAACUGCAUGCUCACAGUCACCAACAGAUGACCACAGCUAUCAAGAACUCCUCCUACUUCUUGUCCUUGCCACCUCUUCCUGUUGAAUGUGCUGAUCUUGAUGGGGAUGUGAACUCCCUACCAAUCAUAUUUGAGGACAGAUAUUUGGAAUCAGUUACUGAAGAUCGAGAUGGUCCAUGGCUUGGUCUUCACAACACCAGGAGCAGCUCUGUGUCCACUAAAGCAGACAGGUCCAACUCAAAGGACUGCCUUGCUAGUGGAUUGGGAGGCCUUGGCCCGUACCCAGAUAAGCAGCAAGCUGCCCUUGCCAUGGCUUGGCCUGAACAGAAUGAGCCUCCCCUCAAAUCCAAAGCCAAAUCUAUCAAGCUAAAGAAGAAUGCCAAGACUGAAAAUUCAAAGAAGCUGAUCAGGCAGAUCUCGAAAGACUCCGUGGUCCUCACAGGCUACAAGAACUUGAAGGUUCCUCAUGGUGAACCGACCACCAAGUCCAAAGAAGUUGACACUCAGUGCAAUCCGAAAGACGAGCUAGAUGAUGUAGGCAAAUAUAUCCACCAGAAUGAAACUGCAACCACGCAUUGUGCUCAGAAUACUAAACACUGCACCACAAGUGACAUUCAAGGCGAUGUUGGCAUCCAGAGCGACAGCUUUUCCAAUCUUUUGAGUUUGCAAAUGCAGGCUAGGCCCCAGGCAGGUACUGGAGCAGAAGCCGCACAAAGCGCAGCUGCCAGAAUUGAUUUAACACAUCCACCCGCUGGGCUCAGACAUAUUGAUGUCAAACCGAGCGACAAGGACCCCUACCAGGGCGAUAAGGUCACCAUUCUCUUACCGCACCACUCAGAUCCAGCCACCAAGAGGGAUGUUCCAGAGAUCACACAGACCGAUUUCUCUGAGUUCAAGAGUCGAGUUGGGGACUGUGCCACGUUCGUUGGAGCUUGUGGAGCCGCGUUAAGAAGUGAUUGUGUUCCUCAAGCUUCCUCCAGGCUCUCAGACUCAGGAAUCGAGAGUGAGCCCAGUUCUGCAACACAGUUAGCAUCGGUUUCUCCAUCUCCUUUUGCGAAUACUAGCCUGGAGGCACCUACAGAGCCCAUUCUACAGAUUGCCCACCAGAGACCAUCUCUGCUCAGCCCUGCUUCCAAAGGAGCCACCACGUUAGAGGGUCUCAAUCCAGAGAGCACCAGCAACAUCAGCGGAGUCCAGUCUUCCCUCGCCUCCAUAAAUUCGCUCCCCUCCGAUGAUGAGGUGGAGACGGAAGUCACUAGCAGAAAGUCCAGCAUCCUUGUGCAGGAACAGAGCCUCAUAUUUUCAGGAGAAACUCAUAGCCUCCCGUUAUCAAGCUCUAGAGUUUUGGCUCAACAAAAAGCCUCUAUCAGUCAUGGAGAUAGGCUGCUGUCUUACAAUGAGGACUCUGCUAUCCAGCCCCGCUGUGAAACUAAUGCUCCUGACAGGCCGACAGGAUCUAGUGAGACCGACGUUCCAAGUGGUGCACCUUCGGGGCCAGAAGCAUGUAGUGAGCCUCAGACGGCUGCCCAGUCCAGUACAUCGGUCACAAGCAGCACGGACCUGGUGAAGAAAGGCUUUGUAGAGAACUACUUUGGCUCCCGUUCCAGCACUGAUGUAUCUGAGAUCAGCCCAUUGGAGACUGCAGCUGUAACGCUGGGGAUUCAGACUUGCCCCAAUGCUAAUGAAGAAGAGGACGAGGAGGAAGAGCAGGAACAUGAGAUGAUUGAGAACGGUUAUUACGAGGAGACAGAUGGGCUGGUUUAUGUUAAUGGACUCCCAGGGGAGGAAGAAAGCUGUGAGGAUGAGGGAGCAGAGGGAAGGACCCUUUUUUAUGAUCACCUGGGUUUGGAACAGCUCCAGGAAACAUACAUCCCCUCAGCCGGCCUGCAGACAGGGCCUUCUGGACCAGCACCAACCAGCAACGACCUGUGCUGGUACAAGAGCGCCCCCACUGCACAGAUGACGGCGUUUGCCCAAGCAAAAGAGGACUUGAAGCAACUAAAGCUGCCAGGUUUCCUGUACAGCGAGGUGGCAGAUCUGGCAUCCACUGUGCCAUAUUUCAGCAUGGAUGAGGAUGAAAACUGUGAUGAGGGCAUACAUUUAAUAGUUUGUGUACAUGGUCUGGAUGGUAACAGUGCGGAUUUGCGUCUAGUGAAGACUUAUUUGGAGCUCGGUUUGCCUGGAGCUCGUAUAGAUUUCCUAAUGUCAGAACGCAAUCAGAAUGACACAUUUGCUGAUUUUGAAUCCAUGACUGACAGACUUUUGGAUGAAAUAGUGCAGUACAUACAAAUCUACAACCUCACAGUUUCCAAGAUAAGUUUUGUGGGUCAUUCUCUGGGAAAUCUGAUCGUGCGCUCGGUGCUGACGAGGCCCAGGUUUAAGUGUUAUCUCAGCAGACUGCACACGUUUCUAUCUCUGUCUGGACCACAUCUUGGCACGCUGUACAACAGCUCAGCCCUCGUCAAUACCGGGUUGUGGUUUAUGCAGAAGUGGAAGAAAUCUGGCUCUCUGCUGCAGCUGACCUGUCGCGACCACUCUGACCCACGCCAGACCUUCCUCUAUAAGCUAAGCAAGAAAGCAGGUCUUCAGUUCUUUAAGAACGUGGUGCUGGUGGGGUCUCUUCAGGACAGAUAUGUCCCCUAUCACUCUGCUCGAAUCGAGAUGUGCAAAACAGCCUUAAAGGACAAACAGACUGGUCCAGUGUAUGCCGAGAUGAUCGAGAACCUUCUUCUCCCUGUGCUUCAGAACAAAGACUGCAACCUGGUGCGUUACGAUGUCAUCCAUGCGUUGCCCAACACCGCCAACUCCCUGAUUGGCCGGGCAGCCCACAUCGCCGUCCUGGACUCUGAGAUUUUCCUGGAAAAGUUCUUCCUGGUGGCAGGGCUCAAGUUUUUUCAGCUUCCUGAACCUAGACGAACAUGAUUGUAGCUGAAACGAAGCAGCCUUGGACCGCGUGUUGGUUUUAUACGAUGUCUCUGGUGCCCAUUGCAUUCUCAUGCACAAUCUUCUCAACCCAGCCUGGAGUUGGGUGGAGAAAACGCACGCUUAGCAUGUUAGUAUUUUCUUUUUAUUACAGGGGAGACAGGUAACAAAUUAACAAUGGGCCAGGUGUAUGGGCUAGAGGGUUAGUCAGUUUAAAACAGCACAAAUACUAGUAAUCGGAUCACAUAGUUGUGGGAAAGUAUUUAUGUUCAGUUUCCUAUGGAGGAAUUUGUUGAUGCUUGUGUGCAAAAUACUUUAAAUAAAACAUUGGAAUUAUCCUGGUUUUGUUCAAAUGGUUUUGUAACAUGAACUCCACAUUUCAUUAAAUGUAUUCGCAAAUAAAUGUUUUUGUCCU